AAGAAUCACUUUGUCUUUCUUCCCUCCUUUCUCUUCUUAUAUAUACGUUUUGUUUUGUUCAUUCACUCUGUAUCACAACGCCCAAAAAUCUCUUCUUUGGGGUUUUUUUCAGUCUUUUUUCGUGAUGGGGUUCCCCAAUUCUAAACUUUCUUGAAACAAAGCCCCAUUCUUGGCUUUGUGUCAUUCUUGAGAUUUGCUAAUCUUGAUUUGUGGUUUUUGAUUGAAAGUUCAAAACUUUAUUAGUUUUGGGGGUUGUUUCUAGGGUUUUUCUUUACUUGUUCAAAUGGAAUUUACCAAAAUUUUGAGCAUUUGUUUUCAGUUUUGAAUCAGCAUUUGCUCAAUUGGAUGGUUUUAGGAUAACCCCUUUUGAUUUCUUGGAUUAAAGAUUGAAACUUUGUUCGAAUUCUUUGUUUCCAUCAGUUGUUUUUCUUGGUUUGUUGUUGUUUUUAGGUUCUGAAUUGAUUUCAUCAACUUUUUUGGUGAAGAGGGAAGGUAGGAUGAAUAGUGUUUUGAAUGAGCAGACUCUUGCAGACAAGCUUUCAAAGCUUAACACCACUCAGCAGUGCAUUGAAACAUUGUCCCAUUGGUGCAUUUUCCACCAAGAUAAAGCAGAGCUGGUUGUUACAACAUGGGGUAAACAGUUCCACAGUUCCGAAAUGACUAAGAAAGUCCCUUUACUGUACCUUGCCAAUGACAUCCUGCAAAACAGCAAGCGUAAAGGAAAUGAGUUUGUCACCGAGUUUUGGAAGGUUCUUCCUUCAGCACUUAAGGAGAUUGUCGGAAAAGGCGAUGAACAUGGAAAUAAUGUAGUUUCCAGAUUGGUUAAAAUAUGGGAAGAAAGGAAGGUUUUUGGAUCUCGAACACAGAGCCUAAAAGAUAUAAUGCUUGGAGAAGAGCUGCCACCACCACUGGAGUUUGGAAGAAAGCGAAGUCGUUCUGUCAGAAUAGUUAAAAGAGACACGCGGUCCAUAAGAACGAAAUUGACCGUUGGAGGAACAGCUGAAAAAAUAGUGUCAGCAUUGCACUUGGUAGUCAGUGAGCAUUCUACUGAAGAUGAAGAAAUGAGCAAAUGCAAGUCUGCUGUUCACCAUGUGCGAAAGAUGGAAAAGGAUGUUGACAUGGCCCUUGCAAGAGCAAAACAUCCAAAACGAAAAACCUUGUCCAAAGAACUGGAGGAGGAAGAAAGGAUGUUGAAACAAUCCAUUGAGAAACUAAAAGUUGUUGAGACCAAUAGAUUGACCCUUGUUUCACAGUUAAGGGAAGCAUUAAUUGAACAGGAAUCUGAACUAGAGAGCGUUCGGACUCAGAUACAGGUGGCGGAAGCACAGGCGGGGGAAGCCAGCAACAUGCGAAAGUAUCUGGAUGAUGAAGAUUAUGUGGGAGAAAGAAAGCCUUCGGGUACAACAACUACACCAGACAUCUAUGGAAAAGCAGGACAAACAAGCAAGAAGACAGCUGCAGCAAUUGCAGCUGAGGUAGCUGACAAGCUUACAGCUUCUAGCUCCUCUCAGUAUAUCAUGUCGUCCGUCCUCUCUACAUUUGCUGCUGAGGCGGCAAAAUCUGCUGGGCUUGCAAAACCUUCAUCAUAUCUGGCCACCAACAGUUACAUUUCACAACCAGAAAACGCUCUAUCUGAUUCAAAUGCUUUAAUGUCAGCACAGUUACAUAAUCCUCCCCCAAGUAACCCUUAUCAGUCCAUGCUGGCUCCUCAUCCCACAGUGCAUCAGGGUCAGUAUCAUUCACUUGCUAAUCCAACAUCCCAGCAGUAUUUACAGCCAUCAGCAGGAAUGAUGAGCCCUUAUAGUUAUGGGAGUAUUGCUGCCUUGCCAUCUGUACCACCUCCACCAGCACCUCCGUCGUAUAUGACUAUGACACAGCAACCAUUGUCGAUGAUGCAGCAGGGUGUAGCACAACAGCUACAAGCACCAUUACCUCAACAACCUCCUCCCCCUCCUAAUUUCCGUCCUGUCACCCCUGUCCAGCCUCCUGGAAUGAUGUACUAUUCUCAACCAUAUCAUUCACAACAAUGAGAGAGGAGUACUCUUUUCAAGCUGACCAUUACUUGUUGGUAUCAGAAACAACAAAUUUCUAGAUGUGAACAAUAGGAGGUUCUUUGGACAAAUCAUGAACCGACGCAUAGUGUUAUAUACAGGGCAAGAGCAGCUGAUAGUGCAGGUAAUAGAUUACCAUUAGUGUUUAUUUUUCCAUCUUCAAGACAGUUUAGAAAUUUCUGCGAUGAUGAUAGUCUUCAUCCGAUGUUGUUAUUGUUGAUUCCUUCGGGAUUCUUUCUGUUUUUCCUUUUCAUCAUACAUGUAACAUUAGCAUGAUGGCUGCUGAGAAUUUUUGUAUUACUAGUUAAACAGGAUAGAAGAACUAGGUUUUUCUGUCUCCCAUAAACUUGGUAAAUGAAAUAGCCAGCUUUGUUUUCA
Solanum verrucosum is the source of this 2429-nucleotide messenger RNA. RefSeq lists its product as uncharacterized. Bases 498 to 2030 code for a protein of 510 amino acids. Gene Ontology annotation, biological process: mRNA 3'-end processing. The record is from RefSeq and is a predicted model, not a curated record. Gene Ontology annotation, molecular function: RNA polymerase II complex binding. Lineage: Eukaryota; Viridiplantae; Streptophyta; Magnoliopsida; Solanales; Solanaceae. Gene Ontology annotation, cellular component: RNA polymerase II, holoenzyme. The transcript is spliced from 7 exons.